This is a messenger RNA of Staurois parvus, 299 nucleotides long. NCBI's taxonomy places the organism in Eukaryota, Metazoa, Chordata, Amphibia, Anura, Ranidae. The record is from the annotation of a GenBank genome assembly.
AUGUGCGCUAAUGAGGCUGCAGUGAUGGGCACUGAUAGGCUGCACUGAUGGACACUGAUAGGUGGCACUGAUGGGCACUGAGGAGGCACAGGGGCGGACUGACAACUCAUGGGGCCCCCGGGCAAUAGGGGAUCAUGAGGCCCCUGUGUCCUUGCCCAAACUCAAAAAAGCCUAUGAAAAAAGGUACCAGGGGCAUCUCAUGGGGCCCCUUACUGACCCCGGGCCCUCGGGCAGUGCCUGAGUUUCCAAAUGGUCAGUCCGCCCCUGUCAAGGAGUCUCAAUGCAAGGUAGAAGGAAGG